This is a messenger RNA of Copidosoma floridanum, 834 nucleotides long. Its product is annotated as E3 ubiquitin-protein ligase MYCBP2-like. The record is from RefSeq and is a predicted model, not a curated record. NCBI's taxonomy places the organism in Eukaryota, Metazoa, Arthropoda, Insecta, Hymenoptera, Encyrtidae.
AUGGUGCCCAUCGUAUUAACGAUGCUGAGUGAGCUCGAAAGGGUACGUAUAAUGUUUUUAGUUAUAUCUUUAAUACGUAAGCAAAACAAGUGCCGCUAUUGUUGCUCCGUAGCAAUUUUCUUCUGCUUCGGUACCACGCAUUUCUGCAAACCUUGCCACGAUGAUUUUCAGAGGGUCACCCAUAUCCCUAAAAACGAAUUGCCUUCGUGCCCGGCAGGACCUCGAGCAAAACAACUGGGUGGAGAGGAGUGUCCGUUGUACGUUAAACACCCGCCGACUGGAGAAGAGUUCGCUCUUGGUUGCGGCAUUUGUCGCAAUGCGCAGACUUUUUAAGAAGUGGGGUGCCAACAAAAUACUUUUACCGAAAGCAUGGGAGAGUUAAAACUUUGUAUUUUGCUUUUUUAAUGCAAGACUUACUGCUAUGACAAAAAAUUACUCAAUGAAGACGAGUUAAUGUGAAUGGAAUUGAGAUUACGAAUCGUACCGUACGUUGAAAAACUGUGUAUUAAUAAAUUAUCGAUAAAUAUAAUUAUGAACAAAAGUGCUAACAUCGGGGCUAUAAUGGUCGCUGAGAAAUAGAUCCAUUUUUUAUAGAGUAAGUGAAUAGGAAGAUGAUUUAUACGAGCGCGGGUGUCUACUAGUGAGGAGAAAGUGAUGUUUAUACAAAGUCAUUAGGUAUAAAUUAAUAGUCUUGUAUUAAAGUAAAUUGAAUUGCCUUUUGUCGAUGAUACAGGGAGAAGGUGUAUUAAAAAUGUAAAAAUAAACCAUGUGCUUAUUAAGAGACACGAACGAUUGUGUGAAUGUAGGUAAUUAUACAUAAUGAUGAAAAAGGAA